AUGCCUCCAGCAUCAGCAGCACAAGGAAUAAUCCCAAAUUUGGACCAAGGUGGGGGUUUAAGUUUGCUGCUGGGAACAGACUAUGAAAGGAGAAAACAGAGACUUCAGCAGGAGCUUCAUCUAGACUACAAACAGUAUCUCGAGAAGAAAAAGGAUCUAAAGACCGCUGAGCCUAAUUUACAACCCCAAGGCCUCUCCCUGCUUAUUGAUGAGAGAACAUCAGUUAAGGAAAAGCUGAAAGAGGAGAGAAAUAAGGAAUAUAAUCUCUUCCUUCAGGAACGGGCUCAAACUAAAGGGUUAAAGAGAGGAGCACCUUUGGUCACUUCAAAGGUUCAAGCUUCAGAUGGUGUGUGCAGAUCCUCUCCAUAUUAUCCUCCACCUACCAGCACAAAUGUCCACUUUGCUCACAGAGAGCGACCUGCAUCCAGGAGGGAUGCUGCCACUCUGACUGAAGCUGUGGAUAAUGGGAAAAGUCCAGGGAAUGGGGAUCCGCGCCAUCAGAGGCGAAGCCGUUGGAACCUGCCUAGACCAAAGGAGAUUUAUUAUAGCUCGGAGGAGGAGUUUAACACAGAUAAGGAGGAAGAGCUCAGUCACAGCAUGAGCCAAAAUGGGCACACUCAAAAGCCAGACUACAAAGAGGAGAAGAUAACCAGAGAGCACGGAGCAAAAAGAGGUUCUAUGGAUGAAAGGGAUGUGGAGGCCUCUGGUGUUCAUGAUCAGAACAUCAAUAACUGGGUUUGGAAGUCAAAAGGUCUGCAAAUGCAAGACGGUAUGAAAACUGCUGCAAGAUCUAGACCUCCUACCAGCAAGGAUGGAGCGGUAUUUGCUACAGGACUCAUGAUUGGAGCAACAGAAGAGCAAGAGGCAGCUCAGAUGAGAAAAGAACAUUAUAAACAAGAAUUACUGAAACAAAUUGCUGAACAUGAGAAAAACAAGAGAAAAGAGAAAGAACUCGAGCUGAAUGUUGCUGCCACUGGAAUCACAGACCCUGAGAAACAGCCUGACCGAAUCAAACAAUUUGGAGCUGUUCAUCAAACUUACCAAAAAUGGAGGCGGGAUGUCCCUUACAAGCCUGAAACUGAUGAUGAAGCCAAGGGAAAGGAUCCACAUCCAAAGCCUGACACAUUUCCUGAAGGCACAGGACAGAGAGGGCCUCCAAGACCCUCUCCAUCCUUGGACCUCAAGACAAGUCUCAAGCACAUGACAGGGAAGACUGGGCCUGAGACUGGAGCUGCACCAAGGGUCCUUCCUCUGGACCAUUUUGAUGAAGACUACAACAGGGAUGUGUCGAAUAUGCUAGGAGAGGUGACUGUGCAAAGGGUUGCUGGUGCGCAUCCUCCUGUACCCCCCACUUUACCCAAUACUUACAAGACUCCAUAUGAUGCAGCCUAUUACUACUACGGAACCAGGAACCCGUUAGAUCCCAAUCUUCCUUACAAUCAGAAUGACCUGCCUGGAGGAAUGCAGCAGUCUGAGAAUUUCCAAAACCAUCUUCAAAGACGACCUCCUCUCAAACCUAGUGGUCACACAGAUUCCACAGCAACUGAUCAGCAUGGAGCAUCUCUGCUGGCUGUUGGAGAGCUUUCUGGAGACAAGGCAAAGCAGAAGCGAGACAGUGCCCUGAGGUACCAAGAAGAACUCAGACAGCAGAUCAAAGAAAUAGAGGAGCGUAAAAGAAAAGAGAAAGAAGAGAAGGAGCUGCUUGAUGCCAAAAUAGAGGCUGAGAUGAUCGCGUACAGUCCAUGGGGUAGAAGCGGGGGAGGAGCUCCUAUUAAAGACCAAAGAGGAAACCUUAUUAGUGACCUGAAUCACAUGCAUAGGAUCAAUGAGGAGUCGUACAGGAACCCGAUGUCAAGGGAUCACAGUCAGAGACAGAACUUUGUGAUCAGGAAUGGACACACUACUGAAGUCGAAGCCAGGGCUCCUCUCCCCUCACAGCGAAAACCAGGUUUCACUAAGUCUGACCAACAGCAGCCUCAAGGGCAGGACAAUUACAAAGAAGAUCUUAGACAGCAGAUAGAAGAAAACAGGCGAAAGCAGGUAGAAGAGAGAGAACGCAACAGGAUUGAGGAGGAGAAGGAAGAGAAGAGGCUGGCAGAGCAAAGGGCUCGCAUUCUGCAGGAAUAUGAGGAGGAGCAAAGGAAGCAGAAGAAAAUUGAGCAUAGGCCCGAUCUGCAAGCUUGGGUCCAUAAGCAUAAUAAACAUCAUCGACAGGAUGAAAGAAAGGUGAAGAGAGAAGAGGAUAAUAGGACGAGGUUUCCUGAGGGAAACAUGGAGAACGAGUCUCCUAAGGUCGACAAGGCGAAGGUUGAGCUACAGGAAAAGAGAGGGCCUUCUCCUCCCAUCCCAACUUUGCAGAAGAAACAGACAAACACUGUGGCCUCCAAGCCGACCUCUGCUGUGAGCCAUGUCUCCUCUAGGACUGAACGUUCUGUGUCAGCGCCACAUAUUCGUCCAGUCCCUAUGCCCGAGCUGCAAGAUGGUCAACAGGAAGUGAUCAGAGAGCUGUCAACUCUCCGAAGAUACCUUAGAAAAGAGCAAAGACAACUGGAGGUUAAACUGGCCCAGACAGAUCAGCAGGAGACCCACUACACUCCACCCAACAGGCACAAAAGACAAGCUAAAGUGGAAGCUGUUGAAUUACUGCAAAAGGAAGCUGUCCAGCCUCCAACCAGGAGAUUUAAUUCUGCACACGCUGACAUGAAAAACAUCAGGGAGUUCAACCAACUUAAAUACAGAGAUACAGUAUCCCGUGAGGAGGUCCGUCACAUGUAUCCUGACCCUCCCACAGAUGCACAAAGUCUGGACAUCCAGCAGCAGGCUCUUCUUCGUGAACAGCAGCGCAGAAUCCAGCUUUUAAGAAGAAAAGAAGAGCAUGACAUAUUGGACCAACAACAGGGCCUCCCUCUUCCAAGGAACAAUGCUUGGCGCUACGCCCACAGAGACUCCAUAUUACCAUCUGAGACUGCUUUUAUUGGUGUUUACAGUGGUGAUGCAGGUGAAGACUUCAUUGAUCAGCAGAGGUCCCAUCAGCCCUUAGCAGAGCCCCGGGAGAGAACAGCCCAGCGGAGGAGACACAUCUAUGAUGAGGUGCCGGUUUCUGUGGAUCAGAUUGAACGUGACAUUCAGCCAGACACCAAGUCUCUGCAGCCUCAUACAAAUCUGAACCUCGAAGCUGAAGUCAGGCACAGACAGAGACGAGACUCUGGCACUGCUGAUCACAGACGCACGUCAGAGGGACAGUGUGAUGAUGAAGUGGAUGUCUUAUCUCUGCGUUCCACCCCUUCUGCCCUGGAGAGGCGUGUCUCCGUGGAGACUGUUGCCACAGAGCCUUGGCUGCGACCGGGCACAUCGAACGCUGUCAAGCACUCCGGCGAUAGACUGAGGCCAGGCAGGACUGAUGCUCCACCCUGGCUGACACACCGCAUCACAUAGCUUCCAUUAGCCAGUACCUGCUGGAAACUCACUGAGGCUAGCUCUUAGUUUACAAUAAAUGCAAUUUUUUAAGAGCAAAAUUUGUGGAUAUUGGUUAUAACAUUUCUAAAGCUUGUUAAACUCCAGCAUCAACUUAUGCCUGUUAGCUUAGAGAGAAACCAGUUCUUCACUGCGUCUUAUUGCACUUACUGACCCUCACUGUGCAUAACUGAUGCACCACAGAAGUAAUACAAAUUAUACUGUUUUAAUACAAUAU
This is a messenger RNA of Sphaeramia orbicularis (orbiculate cardinalfish), 3691 nucleotides long. RefSeq names its product centrosome and spindle pole associated protein 1a (gene cspp1a). The transcript is spliced from 28 exons. Gene Ontology annotation, biological process: positive regulation of cytokinesis. The coding region runs from base 1 to 3435 and encodes 1144 amino acids. NCBI's taxonomy places the organism in Eukaryota, Metazoa, Chordata, Actinopteri, Kurtiformes, Apogonidae. The record is from RefSeq and is a predicted model, not a curated record. Gene Ontology annotation, cellular component: centrosome; microtubule; spindle pole.